Messenger RNA from Melospiza melodia melodia, 2169 nucleotides. RefSeq lists its product as uncharacterized. Bases 1 to 666 code for a protein of 221 amino acids. NCBI's taxonomy places the organism in Eukaryota, Metazoa, Chordata, Aves, Passeriformes, Passerellidae. The record is from RefSeq and is a predicted model, not a curated record. The transcript is spliced from 4 exons.
AUGCACCUGCAGCACCUGGAGGAGCCCGUGCUGGAGCUGGGCGGGCCUGAUUCCCUCCCAGCGCUCCCAGUAAGAGCGAGACUGGCAGGGAGAGCGCUCCAGUUCCUGCCCGCUGCUCUCACCAUCGCUCCCAGUGCUCCCAGUAUCGCUCCCAGCCCCACGGGUCGGGACCGCUUUGGAACCCCCCAGGGCAGAGAGCGGCUGCUUUUGGGUGCCGGCACUGCCCGGGCCGGGCCGGGAGCGGAGCAGGAGCAGGAGCGGGAGGGAGAGGAGGGACAGAGGAAGAGGAAAAGGAAAGGAAAAGGGAAAGAGAGGAGCGGGAAGCAGAGGAAGAGGAGCAGGGGAGGAGCAGCCGCAGCACCAACCCCACGCGGUUCCCCCGCUCGCGCCGCGGCUGUCCCGGUUCCGCCCUUCCGGAGCCCGCAGGACUUCCCAUUCCCAAACCUUCGCCAGGUGGAGGAGGAGGCUGCGAGGAGGAGGAAGAUGCCCCAGGACCCCCAGGCAGGGAAGGAGCUGAUUGGAGAGCAGGGCGGACAAAUCCCCACGGCAGAACCUCUUGGCAGAGGCCGAUUUGAGCGGCUCCACAGGACAGGAAUCCAAUGGGGAGGAAAAGUCCCAGAGAUCUCACACAAGGAGGGGCUGCAAACGUGGAUCACAGGGAUCUGAGGAGGAAAGAGCCACCCUGUGCCAGGGAGGCGGCUGGAGCUUGGAGCUGGGGGUCCCUGAGCAGGUUCAGGAUGGGGAGAAGCCCCACAAGUGCUCAAAAUGUGGGAAGAGCUUCAGCAAGAGAUGCCACCUGACCUACCAUUAUAGAAUCCACACUGGGGAACGGCCCUACGAGUGUUGGCAGUGUGGGAAGAGCUUCAGCCACAACUCCAGCCUGAUCCGCCACCAGCACGUCCACCCGGGGAAGCGGCCUUACGGAUGUCCUGAGUGUGGGAAGAUCUUAAGAGCCAGAUCCAGCCUGAUUUUCUACCAGAGGAGCCACACAGGGGAAAAGCCCUAUGAGAUGAGCGUGACAAAUGCAGCAAGAGCUUUCAGAGCAGCUCCAGCCUCCUCCUGCACCAGCGCACUCACACCGAGGAGAGGCCCUUCCACUGCCCCCACUGCAGGAAGGAAUUCAGGCACAAGCACAGCCUCCUCAGGCACCAGCUCAUCCACUCCGGGGAGAGGCCCUAUGAGUGUCCCAGGUGUGGGAAGAGCUUCAGUUUGAGGUCCAGCCUGAUUAUCCACCAGAGCAGCCACACGAAGGCUGUGUGGGGAGUGUGGGAAGAGCUUUGCCUACAACUUCAGCCUGAUCCGCCACCAGAAGAUUCACACAGGGGAGAGGCCGUACGAGUGUAAUAAAUGCAGGAAGAGGUUUUAAGACCACCUCCAAUCUUGUCCAGCACCAGCGCAUUCAACACAGAGGAGAGGCCCUUCCACUGCCCCAACUGUAGGAAGGGCUUCAGGGUGAACUCCACCCUCAUCAGACACCGGCUCAUCCACACUGGAGAGAGGCCCUACGAGUGUCCCCAGUGUGGGAAGAGCUUCAAGACCAGCUAUGAAGUGACUGCCCACCAGCAGAGCCACAUGGGGAAAUGGCCCUACAGGUGUGGGGAGUGUGGGAAGAGCUUCAGGACGAGCUCCCACCUGACUGCCCACCAGCACAUCCACAGCGGGGAGAGGCCCUACGAGUGUCCCCAGUGUGGGAAGAGCUUCUCCCAGAGGUCAGCCUUGACCCAGCACCAACGCAGCCAGCACUGAGGGAAGCUGUGGGAGUGCCCCCAGGGCAGGAAGGGCUUUAUGUGCUGCUCCAGCUCCACAGCUCCAUCCCUCAUUGGAGGAUCAGCACUGGAUGAUCCCCAGUGACCCCGGUGGGCAGAGCCCUGGUGACCUCUGGUGCCAGUGAUCUGUGUUGGCUCCCCAUGAGCACCUGGACAAAUCCACAGACCAGCAUCAUAAAUCCAUUGUGGAGAGCUGUCGCCCUGAUUUUUUAAGAUUUUCUAAGCCUUCUGAUGUUUACAUUCUUGUAGCAAACUUUCUCACACACUUCCUGUAAAUAACUUAUUGUUUUGCAUUCUUUGAUGGAGGAGGAGAAAUUUGAUGGACUUGGUUUUUCCAGAGUCAUUGGAGAGGUGGGACUUUCCCCCUCUGAUCCACUGUCACUUUUGGAAAACUAUAAAUGUU